This is a messenger RNA of Funneliformis geosporum, 221 nucleotides long. The record is from the annotation of a GenBank genome assembly. NCBI's taxonomy places the organism in Eukaryota, Fungi, Glomeromycota, Glomeromycetes, Glomerales, Glomeraceae.
AAUAUGAAACCGCCUCCGAAACCCAAAAGGAAAACCUCCAAGAAGAAGAAAACGCUCAAUGUGGAGCGGGUGAUGAAAGUGUCGGCACUGAAUCCGAUAACAACUUCUCCGGUCAAUUCUCCUUUACCGAUAGUCUAACCGCCAUUAACAAAUUAAAAAACAUUGGGCAAAUGAUACCCCCCGGCAUGGAACAAGGCAUGUCCUCCAAUAAACCCUAUUGA